Messenger RNA from Puma concolor (puma), 1854 nucleotides. The record is from RefSeq and is a predicted model, not a curated record. Lineage: Eukaryota; Metazoa; Chordata; Mammalia; Carnivora; Felidae.
GCCUGGAAGGCAGCGGCGGCGGCUCCGGGAGGCUGCGGUCUCGGCAUGGACACCCGGCUGGACCAGGAGACUGCGCGGUGGCUGCGAUGGGACAAGAAUCCUUUAACUUUGGAGUCAGUGAAACAACUAAUUGCAGAUGGAAAUAAAGAAGAACUAGAAAAAUGCUUUGGGGCCCGAAUGGAGUUCGGGACAGCUGGCCUUCGAGCCCCAAUGGGAGCAGGAAUUUCUCGUAUGAAUGGCUUGACCAUCAUCCAGACUACACAGGGAUUUUGCAGAUACCUGGAAAAACAAUUCAGUGACCUGAAGCAAAGAGGUGUUGUGAUUAGCUUCGAUGCUCGAGCUCAUCCACCAAGUGGAGGCAACAGCAGAAGGUAUUUAAGGAUAUUGAAGAAGCCUUUUUUUGUAGUGUAUUUGGUGGAAUAUGCAUUUUCAGAAAUUAAGCCAACGCCUGCACAGCCCUACACAGUGCUGCAUUUGAAACUCUGUGCUGGAAUCAUGAUAACUGCCUCCCAUAACCCAAAGCAAGAUAAUGGUUACAAGGUCUACUGGGACAACGGAGCUCAGAUCACCUCUCCUCAUGACAAAGGGAUUUCUCAAGCUAUUGAAGAAAAUCUAGAGCCAUGGCCUCAAGCUUGGGAUGAUUCUUUACUUAAUGGCAGUCCACUGCUUCAUGACCCAAGUGCUUCCAUCAAGAAGAGCUACUUUGAAGACCUGAAAAAAUACUGUUUUCACAGGAGUGUGAACAGGGAGACCAAGGUGAAGUUUGUGCACACCUCUGUCCACGGCGUGGGUCAUGACUUUGUGCAGUCGGCUUUCAAGGCUUUUGACUUUGCUCCUCCUGAGGCUGUUCCUGAACAGAAAGAUCCCGAUCCUGAGUUCCCAACAGUGAAAUACCCGAAUCCUGAAGAGGGUAAAGGAGUCUUGACCUUAUCUUUUGCCUUGGCUGACAAAACCAAGGCCAGAAUCAUUUUAGCAAACGACCCGGAUGCUGAUAGACUCGCUGUGGCAGAAAAGCAGGACAGCGGUGAAUGGAGAGUGUUUUCAGGCAAUGAGUUGGGGGCCCUCUUGGGCUGGUGGCUUUUUACUUCUUGGAAAGAAAAGAACCAAGAUCACAGUGCCCUCAAAGACAUAUACAUGUUGUCCAGCACGGUCUCCUCCAAAAUCUUGCGAGCCAUUGCCUUAAAGGAGGGCUUUCACUUUGAGGAAACACUAACUGGCUUUAAGUGGAUGGGAAACCGAGCCAGACAGCUAAUAGACCAGGGGAAGAAUGUCUUAUUUGCAUUUGAAGAAGCUAUCGGAUAUAUGUGCUGCCCUUUUGUUCUGGACAAAGAUGGGGUCAGUGCUGCUGUCAUAAGCGCAGAGUUGGCUAGCUUUCUAGCAACCAAGAAUUUGACUUUGUCUCAGCAGCUAAAGGCCAUCUAUGUUGAGUAUGGCUACCAUAUUACCAAAGCUUCAUAUUUUAUUUGCCAUGAUCAAGGCACCAUUAAACAAUUAUUUGAAAACCUUAGAAACUACGAUGGGAAGAAUAAUUAUCCAAAAACUUGUGGCAGAUUCGCAAUUUCUGGUAUUAGAGACCUGACAACCGGCUACGAUGAUAGCCAACCUGAUAAAAAAGCUGUUCUCCCUACUAGCAAAAGCAGCCAAAUGAUCACCUUUACCUUUGCUAAUGGGGGCGUGGCCACCAUGCGGACCAGUGGGACUGAACCCAAGAUCAAGUACUAUUCGGAACUGUGUGCCCCUCCUGGAAACAGUGACCCUGAGCAGCUGAAGAAGGAACUCAAUGAACUAGUCAGUGCUAUUGAGGAACAUUUUUUCCAGCCACAAAAGUACAACCUGCAACCAAAGGCAGAGUGA